Molecule: messenger RNA, 3630 nt
Organism: Homarus americanus (American lobster)
Lineage: Eukaryota; Metazoa; Arthropoda; Malacostraca; Decapoda; Nephropidae
Product: dual 3',5'-cyclic-AMP and -GMP phosphodiesterase 11-like
Exons: 18
Coding region: 137-2467 (776 amino acids)
Biological process (GO): signal transduction
Molecular function (GO): 3',5'-cyclic-GMP phosphodiesterase activity; protein binding; 3',5'-cyclic-AMP phosphodiesterase activity
Source: RefSeq, a predicted model, not a curated record
GUCACGGGCAGAGUUGGGUGCCAAUUCAGCCGCCUAUUUCGGCCAGCCACCUGGAUCUAGGGCCUCCUCAGGAGCAGCCACCCCCGUCAGGAAGAUCUCGGCCCACGAGUUCGAGAAGGGCGGCCUCCUAAAGCCCAUGGUGACCACCAUAGACGGGACGCCCACCUUCCUCUCUCCUGCCGCGGCCACUGAGAAUGUCGCUAUCCUAGCCAAGGUACGCCGGAAAUCUCGCACGGAACUCAAAGGCCUGGAUGAACGGCAGCUGAUCUUCGAGCUGGUGAAGGACAUCUGUAAUGACCUGGACGUGAGAUCCUUGUGUCAUAAGAUCCUACAGAAUGUCUCCAUCCUUACCAGUGCCGACCGCUGCUCCCUCUUCCUAGUGCAGGGCGACAAGGAGUCAGAGAACCGGUGUCUGGUCUCCACGCUGUUCGACGUCAACCCGGACUCGACGGUGGAGGAGAUGCAGGAGAAGGAGGAGAUCCGUAUCCCUUGGGGCAGCGGAGUGGUGGGGUACACUGCCCAGUCCGGCGCCAUGGUCAACAUACCUGAUGCUUACCAGGAUCCUCGCUUCAACCCCAACAUAGAUGGAAUGACAGGCUAUAAGACACGCUCCAUGCUGUGUAUGCCUAUCAAGGACAGUGCUGGAGAAGUCAUUGGCGUUGCCCAGGUGAUCAAUAAACAUCAGGGUCAGGUCUUCACAUCAACAGAUGAAAAGGUGUUUGAGUCCUACUUGCAGUUCUGUGGAAUUGGCCUCAGAAAUGCCCAGCUCUAUGAACGUUCUCAGCUAGAGGUCAAACGGAAUCAGGUCCUUCUAGAUCUAGCGCGGAUCAUCUUUGAGGAGCAGAGCACAAUAGAGCAGAUGGUGUACCGCAUCAUGACACACACACAAAGCCUCUUGCAGUGUGAACGGGUUCAGAUUCUUCUGGUACAUGAAGCAUCUCAGGGAACUUUCUCACGGGUAUUUGACCUGGAAGUGAAGGACCUGCAGGGUGAUGAUGCGGAGAGCCGCACUAGUCCCUUUGAGUCUCGAUUCCCCAUCAACGUUGGAAUCACCGGCCACGUGGCCACAACAGGAGAGACUGUGUGCAUCUUAGACGCAUAUCAAGAUUCCAAAUUUGAUCCCUCGGUGGACGAGCUCACAGGAUUCUGUCAUCGGUCUAUUCUUUGUAUGCCAAUAAGAAACACUGCAGGGAAGAUUGUGGGUGUUGUACAACUCAUCAAUAAGUUUGAUAAUCUUCCUUUCACUAAAAAUGAUGAAAAUUUCCUAGAAGCCUUUGCUAUCUUCUGUGGUAUGGGCAUCCACAACACACACAUGUAUGAAAAAGCAAUUACUGCAAUGGCCAAACAGAAGGUAACAUUGGAAGUUCUUAGCUACCAUGCUGCAGCGCCCAGAGAUGAAGCUGUCCGACUAAUGAAAUUGAAAGUACCAUCUGCACAAGCAUUCAAAUUAUAUGACUUUAAGUUUGAUGACUUCAGCCUUGAUGAUGAUGGGAGCUUAAAGGCAUGCCUGAGGAUGUUCCUGGACCUUGAUUUAAUCGGAAGAUUCCACAUAGAGUACGAGGUGCUGUGCCGGUGGUUGUUAAGUGUCAAGAAAAACUACCGUAAUGUAACUUACCACAACUGGCGGCACGCCUUCAAUGUUGCCCAGAUGAUGUUUGCCAUUAUCACAACUACACAGUGGUGGAAGGUCCUAGGUGAACUGGAAUGUCUGGCCCUCCUGGUAGCUUGCCUCUGUCAUGACUUGGACCAUCGUGGCACAAACAACUCCUUCCAGAUCAAAGCAUCCUCUCCUCUGGCCCAGCUUUAUACAACAUCAACAAUGGAACAUCACCACUUUGACCAGAGUGUGAUGAUCCUCAAUUCAGCAGGGAACCAAAUUCUUAGUAACUGUACUCCUGAUGAAUAUUCAAGGGUAAUUAGUGUCCUGGAGGAUGCAAUCCUUGCUACUGAUUUGGCUGUGUAUUUCAGAAAACGUGGUGGAUUCUUUACUAUGGUUAAAGGAAAUCAGUACGACUUUAUGAGAGAGGACAACAGAGCACAGCUUCGUGGCAUGAUGAUGACUAUAUGUGAUAUCGCUGCCAUUACUAAACCAUGGAUGAUCCAGAAACAGGUUGCUGAGCUUGUUGCUGGAGAGUUCUUUGAACAGGGAGACAUAGAAAAAGAAGAGCUAAAUAUAACUCCUAUUGAUAUGAUGAACCGGGAGAAGAAGGACAAACUGCCAAUGAUGCAAGUUCUCUUUAUUGACUCUAUCUGUUUGCCAGUGUAUGAGGCCUUUGCUGACUUGACCCCAGAAUUAAAGCCACUGCUGGAUGGGGUCUUAGACAACAGAAAUAAUUGGCAAAUGUUGGCUGAGGGUUCAGUUAACAAUGACAUGCCAACAAAUAAUAACAACAAUAAUAAUAACAACAAUAACAUCAAUAGUAGUGAUGCUGAAACAAAUACAGAAAAUGCAACAACCACUGACUGAACUAUUUUCACCUGAAAAGAAUUUUAUUUACAUAGUUAGAAACGAAACAAAAAUUGCCUCAAAUAUUGGUAAUACAAAAUGCAAUUACGUACCGGUAUUAAUAGUGAUUGUUACCAGUCGGAUUCAUUUGAGAUGUGAAUGGCUCUUUGAAAUUGAACAAUUCAUAAGUCUUAAGUGCUUAAAUGAAAAUUAAAUGAGGGGAUGACAGAUAACUAUAUUAGAAUUUCACCUAAGUGUUCAAAACAUCACCCUAGGUGCUAGAAUAAUACCAACAAUGUGUGUGAUAUUCACCUUACACUAAGAUAUCUGUUCAAAUUGAGAGGAUGGCACAUGGCCAGAUGGGUGAAGAGUGAGUUCAAGAAGUUGUGUUCAUUAUAAGUGACUGUUUGGAGGAGUGAUGGAUGAUUUUCAUUAUAAUGUCAUCAAGAAAUGAUGUGUUCACUGUAGUCUGUCAUAUGUAAUAAUGUUCAUCCUCUGUGAGGUGUUGGAAGAAUUGGACUGUUGAAUUACUACAAUUCAGUACACAAACUUUCAGUGUUUGAAAUUAUAGUGCAGUACUUAGUGGACAAGUUAUAUUCUACAAGGAAGAAUCACAACUCAGAACUUUAUGCAAAGUUCAGUGAAAUAGAAAAAGAGACAUCCUAAAGCCUGAGUUUGUGGUGCAGACAUUUAUCAGAAGGUGCAGAUAAAAUAAAAGUUAUUACAUAAAACAAGAAAGAAUGCUGUUGAUAAGUUGAAUGGGUAUCAGGCAUGUCUUGUGAUUUUUUUUUAUGUAUAUUAAACACUUUCUCUACCACAAACCUUGGUGUGUGUGGUAUACCUUUACCACAGUUUUGGUUGUCAGUAAAGACUGAGGUUAAUCAGUCUUGAAUAUUCACUGAUAUCAUUCAGGUAUUAAAGAUAUGAUCAUAUAUCAUGGAUAUAUGAAGUUUUAGUUUGCCAAGUCAUAUUUUUAAUUACUCUGUUCUUUCCUAUUCAUUUCUUGGCAAGCUAGUGCACAAUAACAAUUUCUAUUAGGUUUACACAACUACUGAUAUUGUCAGGUUACUGUUUCUCUGAAGUCUUACAAAUCAGGGCACAGGAACAAGAUAAUAUAAGCCCAUUGCACAGAUCAUGUACAGUAUAUGUUUAAGAAAUAAAACAAACAUAAGGAUUUAAAAUUU